AUGAGGGGAAGACGGAUCGGCUCAGCCGGCGCUGGACAGACGGACGGCUCAGCCGGCGCUGGACUGGAGGGAGACUCAGGCGACGCUGGACUGGAGGAAGACUCAGGCGACGUUGGACAGGAGGAAGACUCAGGCGACGCUGGACAGGAGGAAGACUCAGGCGACGCUGGACUGGAGGAAGACUCAGGCGACACUGGACUGGAGGAAGACUCAGGCGACGCUGGACUGGAGGAUGACUCAGGCGACGCUGGACUGGAGGAUGACUCUGGCAGCGCUGAGCAGCCAGCAUCGGUGGCGGCUCUGGUGCGGGACCAUGCCCCCGCCCAGACCACGGGUUCAGCCAUGGAGCCGGGUAACGGAGACUGCUCUCCCAGGAAGACAGAGAACUCUAGAAUGUUGGUGGACCUGUCGGCAAACACACCCAAUGGACAGCAGCUCCAGCAUCCUAAUUCACCCACUGAAAACACAAUCAAACAGGAAGAUGAGACAGAAGAUGAAGGGGACAGGAGGACCACAGCAGAGGACAUGGGCCAAAGCGGGGAAGAGGGAUCGGGUUUGGAGGAGCCCAUGAUUGACAGCCCAAACAACCUACAGGAUGGGGUCCCCGGGUCAGAAGGGUCAUGUGACCCAGGAACUCGGCUGCCCAAUGGUGAUAGGCCGUUCCAGUGUAACCAGUGUGGUGUGUCGUUCACUCAGAAGGGCAAUCUGUUGAGACACAUUAAGCUGCACACGGGGGAGAAGCCCUUCAAAUGCCCCUUCUGCAGCUACGCCUGCCGCCGUCGUGACGCACUCACAGGCCACCUACGCACACACUCAGUGGGCAAACCACACAAGUGCAACUACUGUGGGCGGAGCUACAAACAGAGGAUUUCAUUGGAGGAGCAUAAAGAGCGUUGCCAUAACUACCUCCAGAGUGUUGCCAUGGAUCCCACCUCCAUCACCGGGCCUUAUCCAGGUGAGGUCCCUAAAGAGCAGAGGCCCCUGGCCGAGGCUGUUGCCAGGGCAACCUUCGACCGCCCACCAGUCAUCGAGAGACUGCAGAGUAACAUGGGGAAGAGGAAGAGCACCACCCCACAAAAGUUUGUGGGUGAGAAGAUGAUGCGUUACAGUUUCCCAGAGCUGAGCUAUGACAUGAGUCUGAAGUAUGAGAAGGAGGCGGAGCUGAUGCAGGCUCACAUGAUGGACCAGGCUAUCAACAACGCCAUCUCUUACCUGGGCUCUGAUUCCCUGAGACCCCUGGUCCACCACCCCCAUCCGCACGGUCCACACGGUCCACACCCAUCCCUCUCAAUGGCUGAGGUGGUAAACAUGGGCAACCCCCUCUACCACCACGUCUACCCCCUGGAACCAGGGCCAGGGCACCGUAUGGACCGACCAAGCAGCCGGGACGCCCCACCUCAUCCUUCACCUCUGCACCCUCCUCUUCCUGACUUUACUCCCUCCUCCAACGGGCCCAUCGCCCUCACCAGACCCAAGCAGCACCAGCUCCAGGGUACCAGAGAGGAGAGAGAGUGUCCUAGCAACAGUGGGCUGGACUCGGCCGAAUCUGCCCGGAGCAGCCCUCAGGAGAGGCUAGGUUACCACAGGAACCACAGAAACAACCCCCACCCCCGACCCAGGUCCAGACCCAGCCCAGCCAAUGGCGGGAGAGAGGAGGGGCGAGGUGGGGCUGAGGUGGGUGCGGUGGGGUUUACAGCGGAGGUGGCCCGGGGAGAGGCGGCAGAGACGAGUCGGGACGGGGUGCGUGUGUUUGGGCGAGAGGGCCGGGAGGUGAGGGUGUUCCAGUGUGAGCACUGCUGUGUUCUCUUCCUGGACCACGUUAUGUACACCAUCCACAUGGGCUGUCAUGGUUACAGGGACCCGCUGGAGUGCAACAUCUGUGGCCACCGCAGUAAGGACUGCUACGAGUUCUCAUCUCACAUCGUCCGCGGGGAACACACCUUCCAGUAGAGGGCUGGACAAGACAGGAGACGUCCCUCCCCAUCCUCACCCCAGGACUGUGAUGUUGAACUAACUGUGUGUGGUCAAUGCAACCAACCAAGGCAGAGAAAACUAACUAACAUUUGCUGCAGCAUAAUGAAACUGACUAUAUAAUUCCAAACAAAUAUAUGAAGGCCUGGGCCAAAUACACAUUUUCAUUUUUUAAGGUGUUUUGAAGAUUUUAAAGUUGAGAUAUGGAUCUGAAAUGAGGGAUUUCUUCGUGUGGGAAAAAGAGGACAAAGAAUAAGUAUACCUAUUCAGUUUUGUUGUGGUCUGUCUCUGAGAUUGUCAAAGAGCAACUAAUACUGUGAGUAGUUAUAUUAUAGUUUAAAAGUCGUUUCACUGUCCUUGUCUUGCAUACUGUAUUGUUGCACUUGUUUGCUGCAACACAGACUGCCAUGUAAGAGCUCAACUUAUCAAGGGGGCUUUCCCUGACUCCACCACCCAAACCAUUUCAUGCAACAUACAUCUUCUCUGUCUUAUGUCAAAAGCCUUGCUAACUGCAAAGUGCUCAGACGUGUUGUCACACCAGCCACAUUAGAGAGACAGAGAGAGAAGAGCGAGUGAGAGAGAGAGAGAGAG
Messenger RNA from Salvelinus namaycush (lake trout), 2562 nucleotides. Its product is annotated as zinc finger protein Helios-like. Gene Ontology annotation, biological process: regulation of transcription by RNA polymerase II. Gene Ontology annotation, molecular function: RNA polymerase II cis-regulatory region sequence-specific DNA binding; DNA-binding transcription factor activity. The transcript is spliced from 9 exons. Lineage: Eukaryota; Metazoa; Chordata; Actinopteri; Salmoniformes; Salmonidae. The record is from RefSeq and is a predicted model, not a curated record. Bases 1 to 1950 code for a protein of 649 amino acids.